Punica granatum (pomegranate) is the source of this 1444-nucleotide messenger RNA. Lineage: Eukaryota; Viridiplantae; Streptophyta; Magnoliopsida; Myrtales; Lythraceae. The record is from RefSeq and is a predicted model, not a curated record.
AAUUAAAUUAGUUUGGCCAAAAAAAAAUUUUAUUUCUUCUAAACGCGGAGACAUUCCCAAAAUGCGGCAUCGCCCUUUGAAUACAGCCGAGAAAAAUAUUGUUUCUUUUUGAUUCAGUUUUGCUGCAACCCGGAAGAAAUUCAUAUUCGAAUCCUCUCUUCCUCGACGUCCAUGGAAACAUCAAGUGCUCGAGUUCAUGCAAUCGGUCAAACCGAGAUUAAUUGGGACAAGCUCGAUAAAACUAAGUUUUAUGUCGUAGGGGCUGGCCUCUUCACGGGGGUUACAGUUGCACUGUACCCAGUAUCAGUUGUCAAAACCCGAUUACAAGUCGCCUCAAAGGAUACUGCUGAAAGAAAUGCUUUCUCAGUCAUCAGAGGCAUAUUAAAAACAGAUGGAGUUCCCGGCCUUUACCGAGGAUUCGGUACUGUCAUCACAGGUGCAAUUCCUGCAAGGAUUAUCUUUCUCACCACGUUGGAGACCACAAAAAUUGCGGCUUUCAAGAUGGUUGAACCAUUUAAAUUGGCUGAGCCAACCCAAGCUGCCAUAGCAAAUGGGCUUGCCGGGAUGACGGCAUCUCUCUCUUCUCAAGCUGUAUUUGUUCCCAUUGAUGUGGUGAGCCAAAAAUUGAUGGUGCAAGGAUACUCUGGGCAUGCAAAGUACAAUGGCGGUCUUGAUGUUGUCCGCAAGGUCUUGAAGUCCGACGGCAUCAUAGGGCUGUACAGAGGAUUUGGUCUGUCUGUAGUGACUUAUGCACCCUCGAGUGCUGUCUGGUGGGCAAGUUAUGGUUCGAGUCAGCGGGUCAUUUGGAGGCUAUUAGGCCAUAGUAAUGAAUUUCAAGAAGCCAUCCCUAGUGAAUUGACAAUUGUGGCAGUUCAAGCAGCUGGAGGAAUUAUUGCUGGAGCAACAGCCUCCUGCAUUACUACUCCACUGGACACCAUCAAAACACGACUACAGGUUAUGGGCCACGAUCAGAAGAGAACCUCAGCAAUGAAAGUUGUCAAACAGUUGAUCAAGGAAGACGGAUGGAAAGGCCUUUAUAGAGGGUUGGGUCCGAGGUUUUUCAGCAUGUCUGCAUGGGGAACCUCGAUGAUUCUCACAUACGAGUACUUGAAGCGUUUGUGUGCAAAAGACAUGUAAGAUCUGCACAGCAUGGUCGACACACAGCAAAUGCUUGUCUCCAUAAGAUAGAAGAAAAGCUUGUACCCUUAUAGGCAGAACUUUAGUCAAUUUAGUAGACUAUUCCCCGGUGUUUUCCUGUGGGGUUUGAGAAAUUUUUUUCACCUUUUAGUCCAUGAUUCUUUUCAUCGAGCCAAUAGUCUAGCCAAAAUUUUCUCAUGUAUUGCUCUGUUUUUCUUAUUCUUGCAUACAAUCAGUAGAAGUUGUAUCAAUUGUAUCAAAUUCUUUUGUCUAAUCCGGAAAGCGAAGUUUGCACACUUUGAUAUCA